GUCCGAAUUUCAUGGAUGGAAACAUACUCAACAUACUCAUUAUAAACACAUCAUAUCAUCAUGGCUGAACACGUCAAUCAUCGUAUACCGUCAAUCCCACCCCCUGUUUACUCUCUCCCGAUCGAGCCCAUCCCUAACCCUAACCCUAACCCGACCACCACCACCACCACCACCACCACUGAGCCUCCGCCGCAAUCAGAGAGCAAACAACCGCCAGAGAUCGGAGUUGUUGCACAGCCACCACCGAACGGGCCCGCAAGUGUCGUCCCAGUCUCUGGAAUCCCAAAGGUGACCCCUUUGAAUCGUCUUGGGGAGCUCCCGCAAUCGAUCGACUGCCCCUUCUGCAAGCAGAUGACCAAGACUAGGGUUCAGAAGACGGAUAGUGCUAAGACGAACAUCUGCGCGCUCCUCUGCUGCCUCAUCUGCAUCUGUCUAGCCUGUCUCCCACACCUAAUGGAGAUGGCCCAGGACAUCGAUCACUACUGCACCAAUUGCGGAGCCAGGGUGGCGCAUAAGCCGCACGGCGGUCCGAUCCAGGUCCAGCUGCCGCAGGAGGACGGGCUGAUUCCGUCCAAGUAUGCGGCUGUUGAGAAUCCGGAUAGGUAGUUGAGUGGAUGUAUGUAUGGUACGGAGUGUAUAGUGUUCUUGGGGAAAUAGGU
Messenger RNA from Monascus purpureus, 659 nucleotides. The record is from the annotation of a GenBank genome assembly. NCBI's taxonomy places the organism in Eukaryota, Fungi, Ascomycota, Eurotiomycetes, Eurotiales, Aspergillaceae.